AGGAGGUAGCGGCUCUCUGUUCUGCACUUUCAAGGAUGGGGAUGCUGCAGUUCAUUCUGCUGGAAUCUACGGGGCAUUCAGUAUAGGGUGGUAAGGGCCCCGGGGCCCCCCGGUCCUCCUCGGCAUGGUGCACGGCCCCCCCAGGUGAAGCAGGAGCCGCAGGAUGAUGAGGUGGAAAUGCGCCCGCACCCGUUUCCCCGUGGGCGCCGGUGCCCUGGCAGUGUCCGUGCUCUGCUGGUUGUACAUCUUCCCGGUGGAGCGGCUGCCGGAUGAGAAGGAGCUGGUGCGGGAGGUUCUGCGGCGCGGCCGGGUCUGGACGAGGAACCACAGCGCGGUGCAGGGAUUCAGGAAACAGUUGGAUGAUUGCUGUGACCCCAGUCACCUCUUCUCCAUGACUAAAGUAAACACCCCUGUGGGCGAGAACCUGUGGUUUGAUGGGGAGUUCUUGUAUUCACUUAUCAUCGACAACGCCACGUACAGCCUCUUCCCGCAGGAUACUCCGUUCAAGCUCCCUUUGAAGCGCUGCUCUGUGGUGGGGAAUGGUGGGAUACUGAAGGGGAGCAGGUGCGGCAAGCAAAUCGAUGAGGCCGAUUUUGUUAUUCGAUGUAACCUGCCUCCUCUGACCAGCGACUAUAGUCUUGAUGUGGGAACAAAGACACAGCUUGUAACUGUGAACCCAUCUAUCAUAGAUAAAAGGUUCCAGAACUUGCUGUGGUCACGGAAAUCUUUUGUGGAGAGUCUAAAGGUCUACAAGUCAAGCUACGUGUACAUGCCAGCAUUCUCCAUGCGCCACGGUACAGAGCCCUCCCUGAGAGUCUACUACACCCUGACUGACUUCAGCGCCAAUCAAACUGUACUGUUCGCCAACCCUAACUUCUUACGGAACGUCGGGAAAUUCUGGAAGAACAAGGGCGUCCACUCCAAGCGCCUAUCCACCGGCCUCUUCAUGGUCAGUGCCGCCUUGAGCCUAUGUGAAGAGGUCACGGUCUAUGGUUUCUGGCCUUUCCAAAUAGACCUGAAGUGGAAUCCUAUCAGGCACCAUUACUAUGACGAUGUCCCGCCACUCAGUGGCUUCCACUCCAUGCCCGAGGAGUUCCUGCAGCUUUGGUUACUUCACAAAUCGGGAAUCUUGAGGAUGCAGCUGGGACAAUGUAACUCUGAAGAACCUCAAUGAAAGUGACUAUGAGAUGAUUGUGGAGCAAGACUUGGGGACUCCUGGAUAUGUCCCAUAUGAUAGUCCGCACUGAAUGCAACAACUAGUGCCAAAUCCCCAUUUCCCAAGCUUGUACAGAACUCCAUGGGAAGGAUUUGAUUUUCUAAUGAUUUUUUUGGGCUGCUGAUUAGAUUGUUUUAGAAAUGAAUGUAGAGUUUUGUUUUUUUAAAAGCGAAGAUACGACCGUCCGACACCAGCUUUUUUAUUUCCUGUACAGAAGCCAGAGACUUGCAAUGAUUUGCAAUGCCUUAACCGGGCGUCAGACCAAACCAGCUGAUCAUUUUUAGGCCUUUUGCAUAGCCAGGAACAAGGACGAAAGGGUGAUUGAGUGUAAGAGCGAGUGCCGCGCUGCAUGAUGCCGUCGGUGCUGUAGUUCUUCUUCUUGUUCAGUGUCGGUUUUGUGCUUGCGGUCUUGUCAGGAUUGGGCACUGCACGUCUGCAUCCGCCUUCUCAGCAUGUAUGUUCUAUGUAUGUGGCAGUUGUGAAUGGGAAUAACAUGUGAAGAAUUUCAGGGAUUUAUUAAGCUGCACAUAGAUUCCUUCCCCUGCGUGCGGCCUAUUAAAUCUGCUCGGAUGCUGUGAGGGGCAAAUGUGCAUUGCUAAUGCGAUUAUUUUGUAUGUUCCCUGUAGCACACAGCGUCUGACAGGUUUUGCUACAUUUGUCUCUUUAAAUGCACUGAUACAUUAUAACAAUUUCUUCGCAGUGGACUUGACUUCCUAAGGUUCGCUUCAUGUUGGCGGUAUUUUACAUGGUGUUUUGGCACUAAUGAGGACAGAUUGCCAUCAGUUCUGCCAGUCUGCAGCACUAAUACAGCUGGAGCGUGAAGCGACCUGGCAAAGGGGUCUCCUAUCAGGUUCAUAUUCCUCCAGAUGCAGGUGAAGCAUAUACAGUAGGUCUUGAUUACUGCACGAGAUUUGUGUUAUGCGCAGCAUGACAAUAUAUUCCGGCGCUCUUCUUACCAGACGUAAUUGUAGAAACUUGCGUCCAUUCUGCAAUAAUCACAGAAAUCUUCAGCUGGAUUUAGGUGUAACCAAGUGCUAUGGCAUUGUGAAUAUUAAAAUGUGAAUUCAUUGUCAACCCUGAAAUGUAUUACCAGUGAUUCAUUAAAAAAAAAAGA
Bufo bufo (common toad) is the source of this 2330-nucleotide messenger RNA. RefSeq names its product ST8 alpha-N-acetyl-neuraminide alpha-2,8-sialyltransferase 1 (gene ST8SIA1). Gene Ontology annotation, biological process: oligosaccharide metabolic process; N-glycan processing. The coding region runs from base 164 to 1174 and encodes 336 amino acids. The record is from RefSeq and is a predicted model, not a curated record. NCBI's taxonomy places the organism in Eukaryota, Metazoa, Chordata, Amphibia, Anura, Bufonidae. Gene Ontology annotation, molecular function: alpha-N-acetylneuraminate alpha-2,8-sialyltransferase activity. The transcript is spliced from 5 exons.